This is a messenger RNA of Vicia faba (fava bean), 3399 nucleotides long. The record is from the annotation of a GenBank genome assembly. Lineage: Eukaryota; Viridiplantae; Streptophyta; Magnoliopsida; Fabales; Fabaceae.
AUGGACAUCCUCUUUGCCCAGAUCCAAGCUGACCUCCGCUCCAACGACGCCCUCCGUCAAUCAGGCGCACUUCUCCAAGCCCUCCAACAGUCCGCCGCCGGUCGCGACAUCGCAGUCAUCGCCAAAUCCGCCGUUGAAGAGAUUGUCGCCGCACCUGCCUCCGCCGUCUGCAAGAAACUCGCAUUCGACGUCAUCCGCUCCACACGCUUAACUCCCGAUUUAUGGGACACCGUCUGUACUGGUAUCCGUAACGACUUCCAUUUCCCUGAUCCCGAUGUAACUGCCGCCGCUGUUUCAAUUCUCGCCGCGAUCCCUUCUUAUCGCUUAGCCAAACUCAUUUCCGAUUGCAACAAAGAGAUCUCUGAUUGUUUCGAUUCCCCUAGCGAUAAUCUCAGAUUCUCCAUCACUGAAACCCUAGGUUGUGUACUCGCUCGUGACGAUCUUGUGACUCUCUGUGAAAACAAUGUCAAUCUUCUCGAUCGCGUUUCCGCUUGGUGGGCUCGCAUCGGUGCUAACAUGCUGGACCGAUCUGAUGCUGUUUCAAAGGUGGCUUUCGAUUCAGUUGGCCGGCUCUUUCAAGAGUUUGGUACCAAGCGGAUGAGUAAGCUUGCUGGUGAUAAACUGGUCGAUAGCGAAAAUUCACUAGCUAUUCGCUCUAAUUGGGUUUCCUCCAUGGUUGAUUUUGUUUGGAAGAAGCGGAGGGCGCUUAUGGCUCGUUCCCUGAUCUUGCCUGUUGAGAAUUUCCGGGCUACUGUCUUUCCGAUUGUUUAUUCGGUUAAGGCUGUUGCCUCCGGUGGCGUCGAGGUCAUUCGGAAGCUGUCAAAGUCUUCUAGUGUUGGUGGUGGUGGGGCUGAGGUUGAUUCUGAUGCUCAGAAAUUGGUUGGUGUUUCGGAUGUGGUUACACAUUUGGCUCCUUUUUUGGUUUCCUCGUUGGAACCGGCAUUGAUUUAUGAAGUUGGGAUUAAUAUGUUGUAUCUGGCUGAUGUGCCUGGAGGGAAGACGGAGUGGGCAUCACAAUCCACCAUUGCUAUUCUUACACUGUGGGAUAGGCAGGAAUUUGCUUCUGCUAGAGAGAGUAUUGUUAGGGCUGUUGUCACCAAUCUUCAUCUCCUUGAUCUUAACAUGCAGGUUUCACUCUUCAAGAGGCUACUUUUGAUGGUGAGAAACCUGAGAGCAGAAUCAGAUCGUAUGCACGCUUUAGCUUGUAUUUGUAGAACGGCUCUUUGUGUUGACCUAUUUGCUAAGGAAAGCGUUCGAAGAGGUCAGAAACCUCUUGCCGGAACUGAUAUUGCUUCCCUUUUUGAGGAUGCUAGAGUGAAUGAUGAUCUUAAGAGCACUACAAGUAAAAAUAUAUUUAGGGAAGAGUUAGUUGCAUCACUAGUGGAAAGUUGCUUUCAGCUGUCUCUGCCUUUACCUGAACAGAAAAACUCAGGCAUGGAGGGCAGGGUCAUUGGGGCUUUAGCAUACGGAACUGGUUAUGGUGCAUUAAACUGGACAGAACCUUCUUUAGAAGUGGUCGAAGUUUGUCGGCCUUGUGUUAAAUGGGAUUGUGAUGGACGCACCUAUGCAAUUGACUGCUACUUGAAGUUGCUUGUUCGGCUAUGCUGCAUUUACGAUACUAGGGGCGGGGUAAAAAGAGUCAAAGACGGUGCUUCUCAGGACCAAAUUUUGAAUGAGACUAGAUUGCAAAACUUGCAACGUGAACUUGUGAAGGACUUACGUGAGGUCAAUACACCAAGAAUAUUGGCCCGCCUUAUAUGGGCUAUUGCAGAGCACAUAGAUAUAGAAGGAUUGGAUCCACUCCUAGCAGACGACCCUGAUGAUCCUCUUAAUGUCAUUAUAUCCAAUAUUCAUAAGGUUCUUUUCAAUGUUGAUUCAACUGCAGAUACAACAAAUAGAGUUCAAGAUGUACAGGCAGUUCUUAUAUCUGCUCAAAGAUUGGGGUCACGCCACCCUAGAGCUGGACAGUUACUUACUAAGGAGCUUGAAGAGUUUAGGACCAAUGCUUUGGCUGAUUCUGUCAGCAAGCACCAGUGCCGUUUGAUAUUGCAAAGAAUCAAAUAUGCUUCUGGUCAUCCUGAUAGUAGGUGGGCUGGUGUUACAGCAGCCAGAGGGGAUUACCCAUUUAGCCACCACAAAUUAACUGUUCAGUUUUAUGAAGCAUCUGCUGCUCAGGAUAGGAAGUUGGAAGGAUUGGUUCACAAAGCUAUUUUAGAGCUAUGGAGACCUGACCCCAGUGAACUAACCCUUUUGCUUACCAAAGGAGUUGAUUCUACUUCACUUAAGGUUCCUCCUACUGCAAAUACUUUAACUGGAAGCAGUGAUCCUUGCUAUGUUGAAGGUUAUCAUUUAGCAGAUUCAAGUGAUGGGAGGAUAACUCUGCAUUUAAAGGUCUUAAAUUUAACCGAGCUCGAAUUAAAUCGGGUGGAUGUACGAGUGGGAUUAUCCGGUGCAUUAUAUUAUAUGGAUGGUUCUUCUCAAGCAGUGCGGCAGUUGCGUAAUCUUGUUUCACAGGAUCCAGUGCUGUGCAGUGUGACAGUUGGUGUUUCCCACUUUGAAAGAUGUGCCCUCUGGGUUCAAGUGUUGUAUUACCCAUUCUAUGGUAGUGGUGCUGUAGGAGACUAUGAAGGUGACUAUGCUGAGGAGGACCCUCAAGUCAUGAGACAGAAGAGAAGCUUAAGGCCCGAGUUAGUUGAAUUUUUCCGAUUGUGGCCCAGUUUGCCAGCUAUCGUAGAAUACACUGGUACGUAUAUAUAUGAAGGGAGUGGCUUUCAGGCUACUGCAGCUCAGCAGUAUGGUGCAUCUCCUUUCUUGAGUGGUCUGAAAUCCUUGUCUUCCAAGCCAUUCCACAAAGUUUGUUCACAUAUUAUCCGUACAGUGGCCGGGUUUCAGUUGUGUUAUGCUGCUAAAACAUGGCAUGGUGGGUUCUUGGGGUUGAUGAUUUUUGGUGCAAGUGAAGUGAGUAGAAAUGUGGAUUUGGGGGAUGAGACGACAACCAUGAUGUGUAAGUUUGUGGUACGGGCAUCUGAUGCAUCCAUUACUAAGGAGAUUGGAUCAGAUCUUCAGGGUUGGUUGGAUGACCUUACUGAUGGUGGGGUGGAAUAUAUGCCUGAAGAUGAGGUGAAAUCAACUGCAGCAGAGAGACUGCGAAUAUCAAUGGAAAGGAUAGCCUUAUUGAAGGCAGCCCAACCACGACCCAAGACUCCAAAAUCCGACGACGAGGAAGAUGAAGAAGAGGAUAAUGACAAAAAGAAGGAUGGGGAUGAAGAUGACAAAAAGAAGGGACCUUCGACACUAUCCAAAUUAACUGCUGAAGAGGCUGAACAUCAAGCUCUUCAAGCAGCAGUACUACAAGAGUGGCAUAUGCUGUGCAAGGAUAGGUGCACUGAAGUUAACUAA